Molecule: messenger RNA, 354 nt
Organism: Cordyceps fumosorosea ARSEF 2679
Lineage: Eukaryota; Fungi; Ascomycota; Sordariomycetes; Hypocreales; Cordycipitaceae
Exons: 4
Coding region: 1-354 (117 amino acids)
Source: RefSeq, a predicted model, not a curated record
AUGGCCAAAACUUUAGCUGAUGGUGGAGCGGUUUGGACCGACGAAGCCAGGUUCCAGCUUCUGCUUCGAGUCAUCGCUCAGCUUCAGAGAAGCGGGCAGGGCAUCAAAUGGGAUGAGAUUAACCUGCCCGGCCGCACCCAAAAGUCUCUCCAGCACCAGUGGGCCAAGAUCAAGCUCCAGGUCGCUGAGUUGGAGGCGGCCGCUGGACAGCCCAGCACGCCCGUCAAGAUUAAAGGCAAAGGCGCGGGCGCGAAGCGCAAGGCAGAGGUCCCGAUGACGCCGGAGGGAUCGCCUCAAAAGAAACGAACUCCACUCCCCAAAAACUCACCCGCCAGAAAUGAAGAUUCUGAGUAA